UUUCUGGACAAGAAUCGCAGGCCAACAUGGCUCCGAUUAAGAAACAGGUCAUUAAAAAGACCAAGACGGGUGGCAAGAAGAAGAAGCAGGUCCUGAAGUUCACCCUGGAUUGCACUCACCCAGUGGAGGAUGGCAUAAUGGAUGCUGCUAACUUCGAGCAGUUUCUUCAGGAGCGCAUCAAGGUCAAUGGUAAAGCAGGGAACUUGGGAGGUGGCGUGGUGUCCAUUGAGAGGAGCAAAAGCAAAAUCACUGUCAAUUCUGAGGUGCCCUUCUCCAAAAGGUACUUGAAAUAUCUGACCAAGAAGUACCUGAAGAAAAACAACCUGAGGGACUGGCUGCGUGUGGUGGCCAAUACUAAGGAGAGUUACGAACUUCGCUACUUCCAGAUUAACCAGGAUGAGGAAGAGGAGGAGGAUGAAGAUUAAAUCAAUGCUACUUUUGUGAAUAAAAUUUC
This is a messenger RNA of Esox lucius (northern pike), 454 nucleotides long. It is a transcript of the gene rpl22, whose product is annotated as ribosomal protein L22. NCBI's taxonomy places the organism in Eukaryota, Metazoa, Chordata, Actinopteri, Esociformes, Esocidae. Gene Ontology annotation, molecular function: structural constituent of ribosome; RNA binding. The record is from RefSeq and is marked provisional. Gene Ontology annotation, biological process: cytoplasmic translation. Gene Ontology annotation, cellular component: ribosome.